This is a messenger RNA of Episyrphus balteatus (marmalade hoverfly), 1128 nucleotides long. RefSeq names its product NADH-ubiquinone oxidoreductase chain 4-like. Lineage: Eukaryota; Metazoa; Arthropoda; Insecta; Diptera; Syrphidae. The annotation marks the transcript as partial. The transcript has a single exon. Gene Ontology annotation, molecular function: NADH dehydrogenase (ubiquinone) activity; ubiquinone binding. Gene Ontology annotation, biological process: aerobic respiration; ATP synthesis coupled electron transport; electron transport coupled proton transport. The record is from RefSeq and is a predicted model, not a curated record.
AUAUUAAUAGCAAGAUAUUCAGUAAAUAAAUAUAAGAAUUAUGAAAAAUUAUUUUUAUUAAAUUUUUUAGUAUUAUUAUUAAUAUUAUUUUUAACAUUUAGAAGCAUAAAUAUAUUUUUAUUUUAUUUAUUUUUUGAAUGUAGUUUAAUUCCUACAUUAUUAUUAAUUUUAGGAUGAGGUUAUCAACCUGAACGUUUACAAGCUGGUAUAUAUUUAUUAUUUUAUACUUUAUUAGUAUCUUUACCAAUAUUAGUUGCUAUUUUUUAUAUUUAUAAUAAUUAUAAUACAAUAAAUUUUUAUUUAAUUAAUAAUUAUAAUAUAAAUUAUAUAAUUUUAUAUUUUUCAUUAAUUUUAUCAUUUUUAGUUAAGAUACCUAUAUUUUUAGUACACUUAUGAUUACCAAAAGCCCAUGUAGAAGCACCUGUUGCAGGUUCUAUAAUUUUAGCUGGAAUUAUAUUAAAGUUAGGAGGUUAUGGGUUAUUACGAUUUUUCUUUUUUUUACAAAUUUUAGGAUUUAAAUAUAAUUAUUGAUUUAUUAGAAUUAGAUUAGUUGGAGGAGUUUUAACAAGAUUAAUUUGUUUACGACAAACUGAUUUAAAAGCAUUAAUUGCUUAUUCUUCUGUUGCUCAUAUAGGAAUUGUAUUAAGAGGUUUAAUAACAAUAACAUAUUGAGGAAUUUCUGGUUCAUAUACUUUAAUAAUUGCUCAUGGAUUAUGUUCAUCAGGUUUAUUUUGUUUAGCAAAUAUUACAUAUGAACGAUUAGGAAGACGAAGAUUAUUAAUUAAUAAGGGUUUAUUGAAUUUUAUACCUUCUAUAAGUUUAUGAUGAUUUUUAUUAUGUUCUGCUAAUAUAGCUGCUCCUCCAACUUUAAAUUUAUUAGGAGAAAUUUCUUUAUUAAAUAGAAUUGUAAGUUGAUCAAUAUUAACAAUAUUAUUAUUAAUUUUUACAUGUUUCUUUAGUGCUGCUUAUACUUUAUAUUUAUAUGCAUAUAGACAACAUGGAAAGUUAUAUUCAGGAAUUUAUUCUUUUAGAAUAGGAUUUAUUCGUGAAUAUUUAUUAUUAUUUUUACACUGAUUUCCUUUAAAUUUAUUAAUAUUAAAAUCUGAAAUAAGUUUAUUGUGAUUAUAA